This is a messenger RNA of Adineta ricciae, 1824 nucleotides long. Lineage: Eukaryota; Metazoa; Rotifera; Eurotatoria; Adinetida; Adinetidae. The record is from the annotation of a GenBank genome assembly.
AUGCCUCGAAAGUCGAAAAAAGCAUUAAAAAGUCAAAAUGCAAUCGCCAGUCGAUGGGAACAGGAAGUUGAUCGACAACAGAAACAACCACCAAUGUCACCGUCAUCAUCAUUGAUGGAAGUUGAAACGGCAAGUAUUAUAGAUCUAGAUUAUGAAGAGAAAGAGAAUGGAAGCGAAGGGGAAAGUGGUGAUGAAAAUUUCAAAUAUAAAUUAGAUUUACCUAUGAUUGGUGAUUUGUUUGAAAUUUGUAAGAGUACAUGUGGAUCUCGUAAGUUGUCAGUUCUCAUCUAUACACUUCUUCGCUAUCUCAAUUUCACGUGGCGUCAGGCUGACGAAGUUUUAAAAAGUAUUGGUGCGUACCGAUGUGAAAAUGCUCAUAAGUGGGCAGAAGUUUUCAUGUCUGGUAAUAUUGAAACAUUUCAGGAGGAAGGUCGAGGAGGGAAACAUCACGAAACAUUUUAUUAUGUGUUUCCAGAACUCGAGAUAGAAGCUAAACUUUUCGCCAUUGAAUCUUGCUCACGUAAAUCAGCUGAUUUUACAGUAAUCAACUUGGCAAACUUCAUUGAUAAAGAGUUCUACAAACUUACACAAACUUCGAAACUCGAUACUGUUUUAAUUCGUUCUGUUGAGAGUUGUCGUUUAGAUCUCCGACGUUGGGGUGCCAAAUUCGAGCCAAAUAGUCAAAGGCCUUACUUUGAAGGGCAUGAAAGGCAAGAUGUAAUUGUUCAUAGACAAGAAUUCAUUUCUUAUUUUCUUCGAAGGAAAAAUUCAUAUUAUACAAUAAACGAUGGUGAUCAGCCUGUAUGGAAAAUCCCUUCACACAAUCCUUCCGUUCUUAUCUUUCAUGAUGAGUCGACGUUUAAAAGUGGGGAAAUGUCGACUAAAAGGUGGACUGUAGAAGGUAAGACUCCUUUUUUCUCCAAAGGUCGUGGACGUUCCUACAUGAUUAGCGAUUUCAUUAUUCAACACCCAAGUGGUCCGUUCUUCUCCCUUUCUGAUACUGAGUAUCGUAAAGCUGUCAAAAAAUUUCCUUCUCUUUCGAAUUCUGAUGAAUUUUUAAACUAUGUUGGAAACUCGGCUACUGCCGGCAUAAAUGUAGGUAUUGAAGGCUAUUUCGAUAAUCAAACGAUUCUUUCUCAGUUCGAGCGUUUCUUUCAACUUAUUUCUUUCAAACAGGAUUUUAAAGGUCAUGAAAUUGUCGUGAUAGUAGAUAAUGCUCGAACUCAUUCUGCACGUGAGUAUUCUAUCAAUGAAUUUAGUAAAGGAAUAGGUACGAACUGUCCCGUCGAUUCGAUUGAUUACGUUGACCAUACAGGUAAGUUCAUUUCUAUUUCAUAUCGUUUCACAACCGGUGAGUAUCGAGGGAAAACAAAAGGUUUGCUUGUACUAGCAAAAGACUUAGGAGUUGAUGUUCACCCUUCUAUCAAGCUAGUCGACCUACGAGCUCUACUUGCGCAACAUCCUGCAUUUCAGAAUGUUUCGAAACUUGAAAUAUUAGGUAGGAAGUAUGAUAUCAAGGUAAUCUUUUGCCCGAAAUAUCAUUGUGAAUUGAAUGCAAUCGAAGGGCUUUGGUGCCACAUGAAGCAAUAUGUAAGGAGAAAGAGUGAUCAGACAUUUCCAACGAUGCUUCAACUCAUUCCCGAAUCUCGUGAGAACUUUAAAGAACGAAAAAUUCACAUGAAGCUCUUUCGUCGAUUUUGGCACUCUCUUGAUGCGUAUAGUCAAGGUAAGUCGUACGCCGAAGUUCUGUCUCUCUUCUUCAGUCAAGCAUGUGAGUCAGAUAUUGUAGCUCAUCGCAAAAUCACCAACAGUAAACUCAAGUGA